CAAUAACUUCUUAUGGUGUGGAAUUCAGCCAACAGUAAAUGGCUGAAUCCAAAUCUCGUUUUAAUUUUUAUUCCUUUCAAUAUUAUAUGAGUAGAUAAAUACAUUUACAGAUAUUUAAAAAUGCAAAUAUCUUUGCCACAUUUUAAUAUGUACAAAGUUUCAUUUUAAAAAGUAUAUUCACAUUCAAAUAAUCUAAUUUAUAAUCUAUCAAAUAUGAGCUAACACAUGGUCAUGUUCACCUGAAAAAAAGUGAAUAAUAGUUCUUACCUUCAAAUGAUUUUUUCUUUUUAAAGAUGGGGUCUUCCUGUCACCCAGACUGGAGCCAGUGGUAUAAUCGAGCUCACUGUAGCUUGAAACUCCUGGGCUCAAGCAAUCCUCCUGACCUACUGCCUCAGCCUCCCAAGUAGCUGGGAUUGCAGGCGCAUACUACUAUGUCUGGCUAAUUUUUCUUUUUUUUUUUAGAAACGGUACCUUAUUACGUUGCCAGGCUGGUGUCAAACUCCUGGCCUCAAGUGAUCCUCCCACUUGUGCCUCCCAAAGUGCCAGGAUUACAAGCAUGAGUGACAGCACACAGCCCUAAUGAUCUUUUCCCUUCACUUCUUCUAGCAGAGGCUAGAAGAAAACUGAGGUAAAAACAAAACACAGUUGGAAAGGAGAAUAGUAAAGACUGAGGACAAAAGCAAGAAAGGUCGGUAAAAGGGAAUCUAAAUCAGCAAAGACAUGUCUGAUGUUCAUUUUUGUUAGAUGUCUCUAUGGAACCCCAUUGUUUUAGGGUUUGGUGUGUUCCUGAUGAACACCUCUGCGGAAAACUGAAGCCUCUGGUGCAGUUAGCCAGCCCUGCUGCUCCGUGGGCACCUGUCAGUGUGCAGUGUGACAGGGGAGGCUAUGUGGGCAUGCACCAGCAAGAGGAGAGGCUGUGUGAGAACACAGCAAGAAGAAGGCCAUCUCGUUAGGAACUGAACCCUGCUGCCACCUUGAUCUUGGACAUUACAGCCUCUAGAGAAGGUGCGUGGGGAUGCAGGACCUCCGUGAGAAGUCCCUGGAGGACUCCACACAAUCUCUGAUUUCACAUGAAGAACAGGUGCACCAGUCCACCGACUACGGCCAUCGCCAGACUGGGAAUAGAGAUGAGUCUCGAUUGGUGGUUCCCCUGAGGAGAGCACCUGGCUGCCAUCGAAGGCUCUCAGCCCGACGUCGGGGCCUCUCUUUCCAGAGCUCCCUGGAGGUAAUCCAGGAGGAGCCGCUGGAGGAGUCCGCACAAUCUCUGUCUUUGGAUAAAGAACUGGUGUACCAAGCCACUGACCGUGGCCAGCGCCAGACUGGGUAUGGAAAUGAGUCGGCUGUCUGCUUUACGGAGCUGCAAGUGAUGAGGACCUCCCAGCCAGCCACCUGGGACAUGCUGGUGAGCUCUCUCGUGCCAGUUCUUUCGGCACAAACCAUCUGCUCCGUGACCUCCCAGGGCUCCUACCACGACAUCAACACCAUGGCACGGUUCCUAGAGAAACUGGUCAGGAGAAGCACCUCUUCCAUCUACGUCUCCUGGCCAGAUUCAUGCCCUGUGGUCUGCGACCAGUAUGUGAGCAUUCCAAGGCUCAGGUUUGAGGUGGCUGACAUGCAGGUCACCGUGUCCACAUCAUACCUGGGGAAUCAAGCCACCAUCGCCGUUGCCUGGCUGUACCAAUUCGGGCCCAUUUUCACAAACGCAGAGGGUGGGAUGGCCGCAGUUUACCAGCUUCAGAAAGAACAACAGGCGCUCCCAGUGCCGGCCAUAGAACCAGCGCCACCGCCAGCAGAUCUGGGCGAGCAGAGGCCUGCUCUGGAGCCAGGGGUGCCUGCAUCCCUGGAUCUCCCAAUGUAUAUGGAGUCAGCUCCAGGGCCAGGGUCAAGGGCAGCACCCUGGACAGAGCCAUCUGGAAAGCCAGUGAAAACUGGAAAGGCACAACCAAAGGCAAUCGUAGGCCUCAGCCAGCCCAGGACUGUGCCUGAACAAAUGCUGCACAGGGCGGGGCCGUCUAGCAUCCUGGCGUACACAGGGAAACAAGUGGCUGAGCAGCUCACGCUGCUGGAUGCGGUGAGCAGCUGCUCAAACCCCUUCCCUGACCAGAGGCCAGCGAUCUGGUCCCACCCUGCUGCACGUCUUAUGAGCCAGGCCAGCUGUUUGAGUUUCUUUCUGUAUUUACGGUCCCUGUGUCUGUGGCAGCUACACACAUCUGCUGGGCACAUCCCAUGGGAGGGGACAGAGCACAGGGUGGGGGCCUGGCCCACUAGAUGCAGGGGUGGCCCACUUAGCAUGGCCCCCCGGCUGCUAAGCCCCCCGCCCGGGAAGCCUCACCAGCCUCAGCAAUUACUACACAUCUGGCACAGACUGCAUUUCAGACCAGACACCCGCACUGAGACCCUGGAGGUGGCUGCCACGGGCCACGUGCGUCUCAACAGAAAGAAGGCCUGGCACACAGGUGGCCUCAGGAAGGGCCGGGCUGAGCACCCUGCAGAGUGUGGGCUCCGGAAGGCCGGCCUGGGGGAAACACCACGUGCUGUUCUCUCCUUGCCCGGCUCUAUGCGUUUCGCGCCCUCCGUGAAAGGGGAAUGAAACCCGGGGCUCCGACUACUCUGGGAGAGCCAAUGCCAAAGCUGAGAAUCUGGUCACCUGCCUGAGUCAAGGGGUGACUUUAGACUCAGAGCUGCCCUGGGCGGUGCCCAUGUGGAUCUUUGUUCCUCCCCAGGAGCAAUUUAAGAAGCUGCUGCCGUGGGAGUGCCUGGACACCUUUUUGAUUGAGCUGGAGGGGAUGGACAUAGCGCUGGUGGCACCCACAGUGGGCGCUGCCCUGAUUCACUUCGAUACUGUGGUGUAUUUUGUGAUAAGCACGUGCUUGGAGACCCACACCAUGAAAGCCCAGGACAGGGCCAGGGUGCUGGAGCUUUGGAUACAGGUGGCCAGGGAGUGUAAUAAGUUGAGCAACUACUCAUCUUUGCAUGGCAUAGUCACAGCCCUGAAGGCUGCGCCCAUCCAUAGUCUCCAGGAAACCUGGAGAGCAGUAUCCAGGGAAAGCGCGAGAGCGUAUAAAGAACUGUGCACACGCGAUGUCAGGAUGACCCGGGAGAAGCUGAUAAAGGUACAGGGGGGCUGGGGCUGGGGGCAAAUGUUUAGAGGGCAGGGAGAGGGCAAUUUGGAAAGGGUACCGGGCUGGGUGAUUUUUGGUUAAUUUUCUAACUCAACGUUUACCUGAAAAGUACCAGUCGCCAGUCCUGUUCAGAAGAGAGAAGGGGCUUUCCUGGCUGUUCAUCAGGGACGAGCUGGAUAAUUAGCAGGGCUCUGGCUCUUGCAUUGGUCCCUCUGGUUAUGGAGCUUCCACCAGGCGAUGGGGAAAUGUCGUGGUGGUGGUGGUGGUGGCUUCUUUCUUUCCUGAAACCAGCCAGAAAUUCUCCAGAAAGCCGGGCCUCUAUUGCUGGUGUGUGGUGUGGGCAGCUGGGGCAGGGUCUCCAGACAAACGAGGGGCUGAGCUGCAUGCCCAGUAACACAGCAAGUGGGUGUAGGACACAGGGCUGGGUCUAGAACCAGAGCUCACUGAGUGACUGUAGCACCUCACCAGCUGACUGUGGCCAGGUGUCCACAGUGCGAGGUCAGGGUCCUGGGAGUAGCUGAGUGAGGGCAAGAUAGUCUCACUGACCUUGUCCUGACCCUGGCAGCUGGGGAUC
Nycticebus coucang (slow loris) is the source of this 3696-nucleotide messenger RNA. RefSeq lists its product as uncharacterized. Bases 1016 to 2590 code for a protein of 524 amino acids. Lineage: Eukaryota; Metazoa; Chordata; Mammalia; Primates; Lorisidae. The transcript has 9 exons. The record is from RefSeq and is a predicted model, not a curated record.